Trypanosoma rangeli is the source of this 1251-nucleotide messenger RNA. RefSeq lists its product as uncharacterized. The transcript has a single exon. NCBI's taxonomy places the organism in Eukaryota, Euglenozoa, Kinetoplastea, Trypanosomatida, Trypanosomatidae. The record is from RefSeq and is a predicted model, not a curated record. Bases 1 to 1251 code for a protein of 416 amino acids.
AUGAACCUGUUGCGCAGUGAUUGCGUACCCCCUUUUGAGGUUACUGUAUGCCGACGGGCGAGGGAUUUAUUACUGGCCUUGGAAGAGUUGCGCCUUCAAAUGCCGCUUGGUUGCAUGGAAUAUUACGCACUGUUAGUCACCGAGCAACGGGAAAGUGACCAAACUUUUGGGAAGCUCUUUCCCCCUCCCCCUUCUCUUUCUCCCUGCGUGGAGCCAACCGGAGUAGACGAGAAUGUUUUCGGUGCAUCUGCUGCAUCAGUGCUGCAUGCAUCGUUGGAAGCCCAGUUAUGGCCACUGGCGCUGAUGUGGGACGUGUUUGCACUGCUUCAGUCUGCCAUUGUUCCCCCAGAGGUCUCAUCCUUGUCAGCAAUGACGGAUGAAGUUGGAAGUGGUACGGGUGUACGCCCACUUCCAAACUUGCCUAAGCAUUCCUUGAGUCUUUGGUGCGCGCAUGCGGUGAAAUUUUUCUUUAAUUUCGAGGGUAACUUGUUGCUACAUUUGGAGCUCGAGCCCAAAUGGCUGCAGGAGACAAUAUCUCAGGGCCAUGGCACGGCUCAGCCCCCGUUGCAGCAGCUCCAUCAGGAGGAAAACAGGCAUACUUGCUCCUGGUUCUCCGUGUCUCACAGGGGGGAACACGAGGAUGGGACGUAUGAGAGUUGCCUUUCGCAUGUCCUUUUUUUGGCCUCACGGCGAUUUUAUGCGAGCGACGUUUUGGCACCAAAUGGUCAAUCUAGUGGGGUGGGGUUCUGGCCGAGUAUUGUUCCAAGCCUGCGCCACACGACGUUGGAGUCGCUUUGGCGACUUUUGCUAUAUAAUUUGUGGAAUACGUUUGAGUUGGUGCGGCAGGUGUCGCCAGCGCGUUGCCCUGUAACACGCGUAACAAAGGCUAUGAAGGUUUACCUGAGCCGUUUCCCUCAACCAGCGCCUCUUUCUGACAAUCUUCAUCUUUUUGAUGAUGAUAAAAUAUUAUUAAACAUGGCUGCAUCGGCUCUUGUAGCUUCACCUGCAGCCGAGUGGGGGCUGCUCCAGCUACUGAUAGAAGUUUGUGCGUUUAUUCGCAAGAUCGAUUUGGCAGAGCUUGACUCCGUGACUGUUAAGCAUGACGGUCCAAAGGCUGCGUGGGAGAAUGCUAUGACCGAUGGGGUCAUCCGCAUUGUAUUCCGUAAAGAAGUGCUUGAUGACGCUGAACUCCUUGGCGCACACCUGAUUGUGACCCAGGGAGCAGCUCUCUUACCAUCUGCAUGCUUUUAA